Molecule: messenger RNA, 984 nt
Organism: Lobosporangium transversale
Lineage: Eukaryota; Fungi; Mortierellomycota; Mortierellomycetes; Mortierellales; Mortierellaceae
Product: nucleotide-diphospho-sugar transferase
Exons: 6
Coding region: 1-984 (327 amino acids)
Biological process (GO): cell wall mannoprotein biosynthetic process; protein N-linked glycosylation
Cellular component (GO): Golgi apparatus; membrane
Molecular function (GO): alpha-1,2-mannosyltransferase activity
Source: RefSeq, a predicted model, not a curated record
AUGGAUCGGCAACAUUAUUCUUCAUCUUUAACCAACUCAUCUGCCGACCCAACUCCUCGUGUAAAUGCUGCGUUUGUGAUAUUACUGCAGAACAAGGACCUGCAUGAUAUGCGCAAGACGAUGCGUAUGCUUGAGAGCACGUUCAACCGGCACUAUGGAUAUCCUUAUGUGUUCCUGAACAAUGUGCCCUUUACGGAUCACUUUAUGACCCAUAUCCGCGCCAUGACCGCAGCACCCGUGCACUUUGGUCUGAUUCCUAAGGAACACUGGAGCUACCCUGCACACAUCAAUCAAACGCAAGCAGCCCUCAAUCGUAUAGCGAUGGAGGCCCGGAAUGUGCCUUACGGCGAGUCCGAAUCAUAUCGCCAUAUGUGCCGAUACGAGUCUGGCUUCAUUUUCCAGCACGAGUUGGUCCUGCCGUACGAUUACUACUGGCGUGUUGAGCCCGAUGUUUCCUUUUCAUGCGAUCUUGAUUUUGAUCCCUUUAUGGUCAUGAAGACCAGAAAAAUUAAAUAUGGAUUUACAAUUGCUCUACCAGAAUACGUUGAUACUAUCCCAACACUGUGGGAAAACGUCCGGCGCUUUAUGGCCCUAUAUCCCGAGCAUAUUGCCAAACGUAAUUCACUUGAAUGGAUCAGCUAUGAUAUGGGCGAAACUUAUAAUAACUGUCACUUUUGGUCAAACUUUGAAAUCGUUGACUUAUCAUUCUUUCGUUCCAAAGCCUACAUGGAUUUUUUUAACCUGCUGGACCAGGCAGGUGGUUUCUUUUAUGAAAGAUGGGGUGAUGCGCCUGUCCACUCUAUUGCGGCUGCAUUGAUGCUUGAACGGCGGGAGAUCCGCUUCUUUAAUGAAAUUGGAUAUCGCCACGGCAUGUAUGAGCAUUGCCCGGAGAGUCCUGCACUCCAAUUGAAAUGCGCCUGCGAUCCGAAAGACAAUGUUGAUUGGGCCCAAUUCUCUUGUCUCCGCCGGUUCCUGGAGACGUAA